Argentina anserina (silverweed cinquefoil) is the source of this 840-nucleotide messenger RNA. RefSeq lists its product as uncharacterized. Bases 1 to 840 code for a protein of 279 amino acids. The transcript is spliced from 2 exons. The record is from RefSeq and is a predicted model, not a curated record. Lineage: Eukaryota; Viridiplantae; Streptophyta; Magnoliopsida; Rosales; Rosaceae.
AUGGAGUUUUUCAAACAAGCUAGAGUCAUACGGUUGCGAAGCCACCAUGACAAAUAUCUUUUAGCCGAGGAUGAUCAAGAGUCUGUAUGCCAAGAUCGUGAUGGAACGGUGAGGAAUGCUAGAUGGACAGUGGAGCUUACCCAAACGGGAACUGCUUUACGUUUCAAAAGCGUUUACGGGAAAUACUUAACAGCUUCUAACAUGCCAUUCCGUCUAGGAUUGAGAGGCAAGAAAGUCUUACAAACCCUACCAAAGAGACUGGAUUCUUCUUUGGAAUGGGAGCCUGUAAGAGAAGGGUACCAGAUUAAGCUCAAGACACCCUAUGGCCAAUUCUUGCGUGCAAAUGGCGGUGUACCGCCUUGGAGAAAUUCCAUCACGCAUGAUAUUCCUCAUAGAACAGCAAGACAGGAUUGGAUUUUGUGGGAUAUAGAUGUCGUGGAGCUUAAACAUGAUUCUCCAGGACAUCCUUCAAUGGCUGCGGCCACUCCUGCAAGGGAACAAUCCCCUCCUGAAAAGGCACAAUCGCCUCAUGCAGCGCCACAGUCUCCUCGUUCAAUUGAUCUUGGUUCGCCAAUGAAAAAUGGAAGAAUGAUCUUCUAUCAUGUAGCUGAUGAUAUAAAAGACGCAGAUGACGAUGGAACGCAAGAUGUUUCCUUUUCAUUCACAGGUAGUGGGGUAGAGGAGCUGAAGAAAAUGUUGAAGGAAGAGACAGGGCUCGAAGAAUUUGAAGUAUGUUCGCGCAAUCCCCUGAAUGGCCAACUAUAUCCACUUCGCUUACAUCUUCCUCCAAACAAUCAUGAUAUGCAUGUCGUGGUGGUUCCCUCCUCGACCCCAGGUUAG